This is a messenger RNA of Ficedula albicollis (Collared flycatcher), 2829 nucleotides long. RefSeq names its product poly(U)-binding-splicing factor PUF60-like. Lineage: Eukaryota; Metazoa; Chordata; Aves; Passeriformes; Muscicapidae. The record is from RefSeq and is a predicted model, not a curated record. Gene Ontology annotation, cellular component: precatalytic spliceosome; catalytic step 2 spliceosome. Gene Ontology annotation, molecular function: RNA binding. Bases 19 to 1635 code for a protein of 538 amino acids. Gene Ontology annotation, biological process: alternative mRNA splicing, via spliceosome; regulation of alternative mRNA splicing, via spliceosome; mRNA splice site recognition. The transcript has 10 exons.
GGCACGGAGUCCAUCAAGAUGGAGAACGGGCAAAGCACGGCGGCCAAGCUGGGGCUGCCCCCCCUCACCCCCGAGCAGCAGGAGGCUCUCCAGAAGGCCAAGAAGUAUGCCAUGGAGCAGAGCAUCAAGAGCGUGCUGGUGAAGCAAACCAUCGCCCACCAGCAGCAGCAGCUCACCAACCUGCAGAUGGCAGCAGUGACAAUGGGCUUUGGAGAUCCUCUCUCACCUUUACAAUCGAUGGCGGCCCAGAGGCAGCGCGCGCUCGCCAUCAUGUGCCGGGUCUACGUGGGCUCCAUCUACUACGAGCUGGGCGAGGACACCAUCCGGCAGGCCUUCGCCCCCUUCGGGCCCAUCAAGAGCAUCGACAUGUCCUGGGACUCCGUCACCAUGAAGCACAAGGGCUUUGCCUUUGUGGAGUACGAGGUGCCUGAGGCUGCCCAGCUGGCCCUGGAGCAGAUGAACUCGGUCAUGCUGGGGGGCAGGAACAUCAAGGUGAGUGAAAAUUCCCAAUCCUCAUUUCCUGGGAAAAAGGGAAUUUUCCUGGGAAUGGCGGGGUCAUGGCUGGAAAUGCUGCCCACUGCACUGGGAGGGGGGAGGGAGGUUGGGGGUGGGGGUGAGGUUGGGUUUUCCACCCUGGAGUGUCCUCUGCUCCUGGGGUUUGGGUUUUCCACCUCGGUGAAGGGAUUUCAGUGGGAGUGGCUCUGGGGUCGGGUUUGGGUUCGAGGUUGGGGUUUGGGUUGCACGUCCCCUGACGAGCAGCGUGUCCCUGCAGAGUACGAGAAGGCGCAGUCCUCGCAGGACGCCGUCUCCUCCAUGAACCUCUUUGACCUGGGGGGGCAGUACCUGCGGGUGGGCAAGGCUGUGACCCCCCCCAUGCCCCUGCUGACCCCUGCCACACCUGGCGGGCUCCCACCUGCUGCUGCCGUGGCUGCUGCGGCCGCCACCGCCAAGAUCACGGCGCAGGAGGCCGUGGCAGGAGCUGCAGUUCUGGGCACGCUGGCCACCCCCGGGCUGGUGUCCCCUGCCCUGACCCUGGCCCAGCCCCUGGGGGCGCUGCCCCAGGCUGUGAUGGCUGCACAGGCACCGGGGGUCAUCACAGGUGUGACCCCGGCGCGGCCGCCCCUCCCGGUGCCCAUCCCUCAGGUGGGCGUGGUUAACCCCAUCCUGGCCAGCCCCCCUGCGCUGGGGCUGGUGGAGGCCAAGAAGGACAAGGAGGAGGAGGAGGCGCUGCCCGAGGCCGAGCGGCCGGAAAUGCUGAGCGAGCAGGAGCACAUGAGCAUCUCGGGCAGCAGCGCCCGGCACAUGGUGAUGCAGAAACUGCUGAGGAAACAGGAGUCGACGGUGAUGGUGCUGCGGAACAUGGUGGACCCCAAGGACAUCGACGACGACCUGGAGGGGGAGGUGACGGAGGAGUGCGGCAAGUUCGGGGCGGUGAACAGGGUGAUCAUCUACCAGGAGAAGCAGGGCGAGGAGGAGGACGCCGACAUCAUCGUCAAGAUCUUCGUGGAGUUCUCCAUGGCGGCAGAGACGCACAAAGCCAUCCAGGCGCUCAACGGCCGCUGGUUCGCCGGCAGGAAGGUGGUGGCCGAGGUCUACGACCAGGAGAGGUUCGACAACAGCGACCUGUCGGCCUGAACUGAGCGGGGAGGGGGGAGGGGACGGGAUGGAUGGAUUCCAGCUGGGGGAGGGGAUGCUCUGAAUUCCAGCUGGGGGAUGGGAAUGGUCUAAAACUGAGCCCAGGGCUGGGCUUGGGGAUGGGAAUGGUCUGAAUUCCAGUUUGGGGAUGGGAAUGGCCUAAACUGAGGCCAGAGCUGGGCUUGGAGAUGGGAAUGGCUUAAACUGAGCCCAGGGCUGGGGAAUGGUCUAAAACUGAGCCCAGGGCUGGGCUUAGGGAUGGAGAUGGUCUAAACUGGGCCCAGGGCUGGGCUUGGGAAUGGCCUAAACCAAGCCCAGCGUUGGGAAUGGCCCAAACUGAGCCCAGAGCUGGGCUUGGGGAUGGGAAUGAUCUAAAUUCCAGCUUGGGCCUGAGUUUGGGGAUGGGGACAGCCUAAAACUGAUCCCAGGGCUGGGGAACAACUCAAAAAUGAGCCCAGGACUGGGCUUGGGGAUGGGAAUGGUCUAAAACUGAGCCCAGGGCUGGGAAUGGCCCAAAUCUAAGACCAGAGUUGGGGAGCAGCCCCAUAUUUGAGCCUGGGACUGAGAACGGCCCAAAACUGAGCCCAGGCCUUGGAUCUGGGGAAUGGCCCACCUCUGACCCUGGAGCUUGGCCGGGCUUGGCUUCUGGAAAUUGGCCCAAAUCUGAGCCUAGGGCUGGGCUUGGGGCUGGGGAAUGGCCCCAGUCUGAUCCCAGGGCCUGGCUGAGCUCAGACCUGGGGAAUGGGCCCAGCUCUGGUCCCAGGGCUCAGCCAAUCUCCAGCCCAAGGACUCAUCCCAACUCUGUUCCAAGGACUUGGCCCAGCUCUGCUCUUGGGCUGGCCCUGGUUCUUUUCCUGGCCCUGCUCCUGGCCCUGGUUCUGGUUCUGUUCCUGGCCCUGUUCCUGGCCCUGGUUCUAUUCCUGUUCCUGUUCCUGGCCCUGUUCCUGCCCCCUCAGCCCACCAGGUGUCUGUAUCCGUGUGUAAGGGCCAUCCCAGGCCAUCCCAGGCAGUCUCAGGUCAUCCCAGGACAUUCCAGGCCACCCCAGGCCAUUCCACGCCAUCCCAGGACAUCCCAGGACAUUCCAGGCCAUCCCAGGCCAUUCCAGGCCAUCCCAGGACAUUCCAGGACAUUCCUGGGCGGGCACAGGGCUCUGGUGUUUGGGGAGUUGAGAUAAAAACACAAAGAAAGCUGGU